This is a messenger RNA of Thalassophryne amazonica, 5164 nucleotides long. It is a transcript of the gene spag5, whose product is annotated as sperm associated antigen 5. Gene Ontology annotation, biological process: cell division; regulation of attachment of spindle microtubules to kinetochore. Bases 74 to 5092 code for a protein of 1672 amino acids. The record is from RefSeq and is a predicted model, not a curated record. NCBI's taxonomy places the organism in Eukaryota, Metazoa, Chordata, Actinopteri, Batrachoidiformes, Batrachoididae. The transcript has 24 exons.
AUGCUCAAUUAUCUAAAAACAGGAUUGAGGUUUUGAUGUUUGUCUUCCUUUUCACUUUCCAACCACUCUAGUAAUGGCCUCCAGAGAAUCGUGGUUCAGUGAAGAAGGCUUGCCUUCCAGUAGAUGUGGAGAACGUACACCUUUGAGAACUCUGCAGAAUGAAAUGCAACCCUUCUCAACACAGUUGUCUGUGUUAACAUCAAAGCUGCGCCUUAGUGCUAAUGUGACAAAAAUGACAAAGGGGAAUGUUCGUCUCAGUGAUCCAGAAAUUCUUUGCUCUGUACCAGCAACCAAAGUGAUACAAAGCAGCACUUCCAGUGUAAUUCAGAAAGCACCCACGGUCGGCAUCCCAGAUACUGAGAUGGCUUGUGAGGAUGGAAAUGUAACAUUUAAACCCUUAAUUUGUGCUGGAGGUGAGGUUGAGGUUUUACACUCUUCAAUCUGUGCCAAAGAUGAUGUGGCAUCACUUCAGUGUCAGACUAUGACAGAGGAAUAUGAAACAGACGAAACAGUCAUCUCUGACAGCAUGAUGGUACAUUCAGCCACUGACCACAUAGCACAUUCCUAUUACAAUUUUGAUUCCGCUUCUACUGACAACAAUCUCCGUGAAGAUUCAAAGACUACUUUGGCCUCAGGGGACACUGAUGAUGAAAGUGUUGCACCAAAAGACGAUGUUCUGCAGAACUUCUUCACAGAUGAAGAUGUUACUUUCAAGUCAUUUCUCUGUGAUGGGGGUGAGGUGGAAGUUACAGAUGCCACCAGACUGCCAGAUGAGACCAUUCGUCUGCCUAAGCCAGAGCUUCAUGAACCAGUACAAGAUGAGAGUCUAAAUGCAAGUAGUUUGGUUGACUGUGAACAGUGCCAUCCAGCGGAUCGUGUUGAUCAUCCCUACUGUGGUACUGCUUCUUUUACCAGCACAGUAUCAAUGCCCCAAAGUGAUUUUGAAAAGCCUGCUAAUGAAUGGAGUGAUGUCAGUCACAGAUCAUAUAAUUGCAGUGAGAUUGGUGGUGAGAUUGAAGUUUUAGACGGUACCAGCCUUGCAGAUGACACCGAGACGGUUUCUCUACCCAGUGACCAAAUUGCAGCCGGCAGCGAAUCAUACAACCAUAGUAUCAAUUCAAGUAUCCCAGUCUGUCAGCAACAUGUGGAAAAUGGCAGUGACCAUUUAGAUCACCCAUACUGCAAUGCUGAAAAUGAUCCAGUAGCUUCAAGUGAAAGUGUUUUUCUGGCAGAGGAACAAAUCCUAUGCAGCGUCAAUGAUUUCACUGAAAUUAAACUGGUGAUACCCAAUGGCCACACUGGUAAACUAGAAGAUGCCACAUUUCAUUCUUCCAUCAGUGCUAGGAGAGAGAUGGAACAUUUAAAUGACACCAGAUUAUCAGAGAAUAAAUCUGAUCUGUCUGAGAACCAGGAUGUGGUUAGGCAUCUCCUAGAUAACAAUGAUUUUCUAACAUUUACUACUCAGAAUAACAUCCAAGAUGGCUGUGAAGAACCUGCCGUCCACUUGACCAAGGAUAAGGAUGAAAUGAACACUCAACCACCAGGAGCCCGUGUGUCUCCACUGACAAAAGCCUUUGCAAAUGCUUCAGAUGAUGAAUGUGUCAAUUGUCAAGUCAGUGAAACCUUGCAAAAACACUUGACACAAACUGAAGCGUGUGAUUUUCCAUUAACUAUUCACAGAACUGAGACGUCUGACUGUAGCCAUCUCAGGGUUUCAGUGAAGUCUUGUUUAUCUGAGCAAGCGCAACAGCAUCCAGAUUGUGUUUCUGAAGAGCAUUUGAGCAGUCCUGCUGCUAACUCUGUAUCUAAAAGUCCCACAGAGAGCCUUCCUGAUGGUUUCCAAGAGCUCCAAGAAUGUCCCUCACCUGUAGCCUCUUUAGAGUUGGGAAUUCCCAGUCCAGUUCUUAAGGAAGUGUCUGUAUUGAUGUUAAAGGCUGAUGGUGAUCCACCUGUGGACCAAUUUUUGGUUGAAGAUUCUGCUAUUGAAAUUGAAAAGAGACUGUCAUCUUCUGUCAAUAUAAACUCCACUGGGUUAUGGGCAGAGCGCAUGGACAGCCCUAUGCCUUGUCCUCUGUUUAACUCUACAGCAGUAGAUUAUAAGCUCCAGCCAUGUCCGGUCAUUGGGUCAAUUGAGAAUAUGGAUGUGAAAUCCUGUGCCGCACCCCAGUCUGAGGUGGAGAAUCAGAUUUUGGAUAAUCCAUUAAUUACCGAUUGUCUGAUGCAGCAGAAACUGCGACAAAUGGCAGAGUUUCUUAUCUUGGCCGCGGGGAGGAUGGGCCCUGCUGCUGUGGUCCCAAAUGCAGCCGCCUGCGUGGCUGAUACAGUAGGUGUCCCUCCUGCUGAAUUUCAAAGUGUCUGUGUGGGCAUCACUCCUGUCAAACUGGUAGACCACAGCUUUAACACAUCUGGACAGUUUGAGAGAGUACGGAAGAUGUCCAUGAUUGAUGCUUCCACAAACACUGACCCUCUCCUGUUGAAUAUACCAGCAGGCAGCCUGGAGAGCCUUUCCAGACAAGAGCUGGAACAGAGGUUAAACUCCAGCAUGAUCAUGGUGGAAGCCCUGUUGCAACAGCUGGCUGCAGGGAGGAUACAUGGAGGUCCUCCUGCAGGUCCUGCACCUUCAGACCUGAGGGAUAAACUUGUGCAGACUGACCACACUGAACUUAGUCAAACUACAAUGUACCGUGACCUAUAUAUUGGCGCUCUGAGCAAGGUGGCUGAGUUGGAGCUGGAGGAAAGUUCUCUACAAAACCUCAUCCAGUCAUUGCAAGACAUGAGAAUGACUAUGAGUUCAUUGACCUGUGAUGUGGAUACUGCUCUCGCUCACAUGAAGGAAAUUACAGAAGUUGCCAGAGAGGAUCAUCAAAACCUCGUUUCACACUACGGCGAGAUGACACUUCUUAUCAAGAAAUCAAAAGCAACACAGGCCAAGAUGGUGCAGAAGGUAAAAGAUGCUCUUCAGCAAAGAGAAAACAUGAGGACACAGAUGGAAGAAGCUUACACAGCAAAGGACGCAGCCUUUAUUGCACUGGAACAGCUGAGAGACCACUGUGCCACAGAAAUCUCAGAGCUCGGGAAGAGUAUUGGGUCUCAGCAGGAACUUUUGACUGCCCUCAACCAGACCUACCCAGAACAGGUGUCAUUAAAUAAGACCAGAACUGAAAUACUGAGCUCUGCCUCUGAUCUUCUGACCAGUACCCUAAAUGAGCAGUCCUGGUUGAUGAAAGAACUCUUUACAGUCAGGGACCUCUUGCAGAAGACGACUCCUCUGCUUUUCAGACUCCAUGAGAAAGCAGCUGCUGCUCUGAGGGCACAGAACCAACACCUCUCUGCUAGGGACCAAGCUGUUGAGGAGAGGGAUCAGGCCCUGGAGAAGUUCAAUCAUGUGAAUUUGAAUCUCCAAAAUGCCAGCGAACAAAUUGGUGACUUGAAUCUACAGGUGACAAUUUUGACCACAGAGAUGGGUGUACUACGUCAGAAACUGACAGAACGGGAGGAGGAGCGGUCUCUGUUGGAAAGGAAGGUCACAGAGCUCUCAGCCACAGUUUCUUCCACCUUGGCUUCGUACACCUUCUUGGAACAGGCUCUUACUUCUGAAAGUACAAAGUUACAACAGUCGUGGAAAGAUGUUCAGGAAGCCAAUGACAGGGCAAAUGAAUUGGAGCUGUUAUUGACUCAGUCGCAGCAGCGUGUGUAUGAGCUGAGUCAGGAUUUGGCUCAUUGUGAUCAGCAGCUCAAACAGCAGCAGGCUUUAUUGGACACGCAGAGCAGGGACAUCAAGAGUCUUCAGGAUCUUUGCACGCAACUCAACGGUGUGCGGGAAAUGAACGAGUUCUUACAGAUAGAGAAUGAACUGGCCAGAGAGCAAGUGGCUGAAAGUGAAUGUUUGCUCCACACUAACCUGAAGGGUCUGAGGGAGAGAAAUAUCCAGUGCGAGGACCUAAAAGGAAUGCUCGCUCAGCUUCAGAUGGAAAACAAAUGUCUGCAGGAUGAGCUGGAAAAUACAAAAUCUAAAGCCAGUGCAACUCAGCUGGAGCUCAAUGAGAAGCUGGCUCAGGCAGUCACUGAUAUUACUUUACUGCAUCAUACUGUGCGAGGACUCACCAAUGAGCUACAGGCAGCUCUCACUGAGAAGAAAGAGGAACUUCCUAAAACAUUGGGUGUUGAACAUCGUCACCCGUCCACCUCCUUUGUAGACAGAAUCAUGGUUGCGUUAGCUACAGAGAAAAGGGAAGAUGAAGAAAACGAAAUGACUGCUGAACAAGAUCUGCCACAACCCGUGUGUGAUGGUUUGUUCAGUGAGACGAGCGCCUUCAUCCGCGUUACCGCCGCCACCCCAAAAAAGAACUCGACUUCAACAGAGUUUGAAGCAGACGAGGAGCAAAGCGAUGUGACGAAGCUGCUGGCUGACCUGAGCCACACGGUUACAGAACUCAGGAGUGCCGUACGAUCGGUGCAGCGACACAAGGAUGCUCGUCUGGAAGCGCAGCAGUACACCAUCUCUGUCCUGCAGAGGGAACAAGAGGCUGCAGACAUGAGGUAUGAGAACGAGGUGUGUGGGCUGAAGCAUCAGCUCAGCCUUCUGACAAGCCUGGUGGAGAGAGGCAACAUGGCAUUACAGCAGAAAGCUCAGGAUGAGGAAACGGUGGCAAAGUUGAUAACAGAAGUCAGCAAGACUCAAGAUCUUCUAAAUAAAUGCAAGGCUGCAAAUAAUGAGCUCAGAACGGAGGUGGCUGAGCUCAGGUGUGCUCUGCAGCAGUCACACGUAGAGUGUCGCUUUCUGCGAGAGGAGCUGAAGAAGUCUGGUGACCAGUCGGCAAACCAGACAUAUUUCUUAGACGAGAAUGUUCAGUUAGUGAAAGAGGUGCAGAGGCUGAAGAUGAGCCUUCAGGAGGUGGAACAGGCCAAAGUGAAGCUCCUUGAAAGAGCAAAGAGACAUCAAAUUAUCCACCAAACCAACCAGAUGAAAAGUGAGAAUGAACUGCAAAUACUGAACAAGAUCAUCAACAGAGUCCGCGAGACUUUGCUGUCCAUGCCAGAAGUGGUGAAGAAUUGUGAACAACUCCAGCAGCUCGUUGAUUACAUUGGCUGAUAUGUUUUGUUUUUUCACACCUGUUUAUUUUGAUUCGUUUGAUUUAUUUUAAUGCGAUAAAAAUAAAAUGUG